AGAUCCAAUUCUGCAUUUUGUGAUCAGCGUUUUGCAAAGCAUCCGAGACUCGAGUUUUGGGACCAAAAAGAAAGAAAUGGGGAGUUUCCUUUAUUGAUUUCUGGGAAAAUCUUGGUGUGAUUUUCCGGAAUUUCGCACCUGUCCUUGAUUUUCUCAAAAACUCUAGCAUUUAUCGGUGACUCAUUCUCUUCGACUUUGAACGCCGACGUCGUCCUCAAUUUUUAGCCUCUCUCAAGUGAUCGUUUAUCUUUGUUGUUUGGACGAACUAACAAUGGCAAACGAUAAGGUUGAUGAUCAGCCUGGUUUACGCCAGAGUGAUGGUCACGUUGAGGAAUUGACUAAAAAGAUCGAUGCAUUGGAACGUGAGAGAGACGGAUUGGUGAACGAAAUUGCAGGGAGGAAGACCGAAAUCAAUAAACUGACGCUGGCGAUUGAUGUCUUGAGAGAAGAUGAACCGAAGAUGCGAGAGAAGUUGGAAGGUUUGGAGAGAGAGUUCGAACGGUCUCAAGUGGCCACGAAGGCAGCGGAAGUUGUGGCGGCGAGAAACGCCGGUCUUGAGAUCGAAGUUUCCAGGCUUAGCCGUGAUUCAGUGUCUAAGAAGAGUGCUGUUGAGGAAGCUAGGACAGAGUGUGCUAAACUGAGGACUGUCUUGCAAGAGAAAGAAUCGAUGGUGUCAGAUCUAAAGUGGGAAGUAGAAGAGUUAAAGCAAGCAAAGUUAGAAAUCGAGAAGAAGGCGAGGGAAUUAGAGAAGAAAAUUGGGGUUUUGGAGAUGAAAGAAAUUGAGGAGAAGAGCAAGAAAAUUAGGGUAGAGGAAGAAUUAAGAGAGGAAAUUGACGAGAAAGAGAAGGAAAUUCGUGGGGUCAGACACAAGCUUGAGAAGUUGCAAAAGGCUGCUACAGAGAGAGGACUUGAAUUGGAGGAGUGGAUUAAGGAAAAGCUAAAUUUGCAGGAGGCACUAAGAAUCAGAGGAGAAAUCAAGAAGCAUGAAGUCAAAUAUUCUAAAAUUGCAGGAGAAAAUUGAGGAAGCAGAAAAUGUAAUCAGAUCACUGAGGGAGAAGGCAGAUGAAGCAGUCAAGGAAGCUGUGGAAGGCAUGGAUAGUGAAGCAAAGGCUUUGAAUGGAUUGAAGUUGCAGUGGCCUAUGGUUGCAGGAUCUACUGGAGCUAUUGCGGCAGCAGCUGUUGUCGUCUAUGUCUGCUAUGGAAAAUGUACGUGAUUCCUGUGAGCAGAGCGACAGAGGAAGGAGAUAACUAUGAAUUGGAAGAUGAAGAGCACAAGUUAGGAUUUUUCGGUUUUAGUAACAACAAUACUUCAAUUUUGUUAGUCAUAAAGCCGAAACUUCCAUUCACCAGGGGAAAAAACACUAAUAUGCUUUGCUGGCUUUGUAUUUUUCUUGAGCCAAUAAAUUUUGAUUUAUAUCAAAGUUGUCAUACUUGUUAUGUGGAUGUUAAUUGGUGGUUGAGAUUUGAGAAGACUAAAACCAUUUGUCUACUGAAGGAAUACAGUUCUUGGCUUACUGCAAUUA
Prosopis cineraria is the source of this 1523-nucleotide messenger RNA. RefSeq names its product peroxisomal and mitochondrial division factor 2-like. The record is from RefSeq and is a predicted model, not a curated record. NCBI's taxonomy places the organism in Eukaryota, Viridiplantae, Streptophyta, Magnoliopsida, Fabales, Fabaceae. The coding region runs from base 272 to 1021 and encodes 249 amino acids. The transcript has 2 exons.